Molecule: messenger RNA, 3505 nt
Organism: Prionailurus viverrinus (fishing cat)
Lineage: Eukaryota; Metazoa; Chordata; Mammalia; Carnivora; Felidae
Gene: INVS
Product: inversin
Exons: 17
Coding region: 204-3437 (1077 amino acids)
Biological process (GO): protein localization to ciliary inversin compartment
Cellular component (GO): nucleus; cytoplasm; ciliary inversin compartment
Molecular function (GO): protein binding
Source: RefSeq, a predicted model, not a curated record
UUCCCAGAGGGCAGUGCGAGGGAACGCCUGGGGCGGCCUUCGGAGGGGUUCUGCUAGUUUCAGCGCGGUGGGGUCUGUCCCAGUCGGCUGUAGUGUACUGUCCUGGAGGGAGGGGCGGCCCACUGCGGGUCGUGCCUCCUGGAGCCGCCCCCGGGACGUGAGUCCUGGAGGAGGCGAGGGGUGCUCCAGUUGUGGAGAAGACUAUGAACAGGUCAGAGAACUUGUUCUUUACUGGCUCCUCAUUAGCAUCCCAAGUUCAUGCUGCUGCCAUUAAUGGAGAUAAGGGUGCUCUUCACAGGCUCAUCAUAGGAAACUCUGCCCUUAAAGACAAAGAAGAUCAAUUUGGGAGGACACCACUCAUGUACUGUGUGUUGGCUGACAGACUGGAUUGUGCAGAUGCUCUCCUGAAGGCAGGAGCAGAUGUUAAUAAAACUGACCACAGCCAGAGAACGGCCCUCCAUCUUGCAGCUCAAAAGGGAAAUUAUCGUUUCAUGAAACUCUUACUUACACGCAGAGCAAACUGGAUGCAAAAGGAUCUGGAAGAGAUGACCCCUUUGCACUUGACCACUCGGCACAAGAGCCCCAAGUGUUUGGCGCUUCUGCUGAAGUUUAUGGCACCAGGAGAAGUGGAUACACAGGAUAAAAACAAGCAAACGGCUCUGCAUUGGAGUGCCUAUUACAAUAACCCGGAGCACGUGAAGCUGCUCAUCAAGCAUGAUUCCAACAUCGGGAUCCCUGACGUCGAAGGCAAGAUCCCACUUCACUGGGCAGCUAACCACAAAGAUCCCAGUGCUGUUCAUACGGUGCGAUGCAUCCUGGACGCUGCUCCCACGGAGUCCUUACUGAACUGGCAAGACUACGAGGGUCGGACACCUCUUCACUUUGCGGUCGCUGAUGGGAAUGUGACAGUGGUUGAUGUCUUGACCUCAUAUGAAAGCUGCAAUAUAACGUCUUACGACAACUUAUUUCGAACCCCACUUCACUGGGCAGCUUUGCUAGGCCAUGCACAGAUUGUCCAUCUCCUUUUAGAAAGAAAUAAAUCUGGAACCAUCCCAUCCGACAGCCAAGGAGCAACACCCUUGCACUAUGCAGCUCAGAGUAACUUUGCCGAAACAGUUAAAGUAUUUUUAAAACAUCCUUCAGUGAAAGAUGAUUCAGACCUGGAAGGAAGAACAUCCUUUAUGUGGGCUGCUGGAAAAGGCAGUGAUGAUGUCCUUAGGACUAUGCUGAGUUUAAAAUCUGACAUUGAUAUUAACAUGGCAGACAAAUACGGAGGUACAGCAUUACAUGCCGCGGCCCUUUCUGGCCACGUCAGCACCGUGAAGUUAUUGUUGGAAAAUAAUGCUCAAGUAGAUGCCACUGAUGUCAUGAAGCACACUCCACUUUUCCGAGCCUGUGAGAUGGGACACAAAGAUGUGAUCCAGACACUUAUUAAAGGUGGAGCAAGGGUAGAUCUAGUGGAUCAAGAUGGACACUCUCUCCUACAUUGGGCAGCACUGGGAGGAAAUGCUGAUGUUUGCCAGAUCUUGAUAGAAAAUAAGAUCAAUCCAAAUGUGCAAGAUUACGCGGGAAGAACCCCUCUGCAGUGCGCUGCCUAUGGCGGCUACAUCAACUGCAUGGCAGUGCUCAUGGAAAACAAUGCAGACCCUAACAUUCAAGACAAAGAGGGAAGAACAGCUUUGCACUGGUCCUGUAACAACGGAUAUCUUGAUGCCAUUAAAUUACUGUUAGACUUUGCUGCUUUUCCUAAUCAGAUGGAAAAUAAUGAAGAAAGGUACACUCCCCUUGACUAUGCCUUGCUCGGUGAGCGCCAUGAAGUGAUCCAGUUCAUGUUGGAGCACGGCGCCCUGUCCAUCGCAGCCAUACAAGACAUCGCUGCCUUCAAAAUCCAGGCGGUCUACAAAGGGUACAAGGUCAGAAAAGCUUUUCGAGAUCGGAAAAAUCUCCUCAUGAAGCACGAACAGUUGAGAAAAGAUGCUGCUGCCAAGAAGCGAGAGGAAGAAAACAAACGAAGAGAGGCAGAACAGCAGAAGGGAAGGCUGAGCCCAGAUUCCUGCAGAUCCCAAGCCCCUCCCUGUGUGCCCAGCACCCAGGCUGAGCCCCACAGGCAGAGCUGGACCCCCAGCAAACAGCAUCCCACCAGCAGCGCAGCCCAGGACCCUGAGGGGAGAGCCUGUCGAGGAUCUCCAGGCAGAGCCCCCCAGAGGGAGGCUGGGAACAGCCCCCCAGAUGUGCAGGGAACAGACCCCAGAAAGCCAAAUGAAUCAUCCAGAGAACACUCUAAAGGCCGAUCUGCCUCUGUCCACUUCAGCCCCAGUAAAGGCAAGAAUGGAAACAGGCAUCCGGGAGUCUCCUCUGUUGAGAAGUCCGGAGGUGAGACAGUUGGUGAGCGGCGGUGUGACAAGGGGAAAGGCUUCUUGAAGCAGCCCUCCUGUAUCAGGGCGGCUGGGCCUGAUGAGGAAGGAGAGGACCCCGGUUGGGCAGCUGCAAGCCUUCCACAGCAGGAUGGCCACCGGAAGCCCGGCAGGCGGCAGGACCCAGCACCCAAGGCCAGGUGUGCUUCCCAAAAAAGGCGCAUUCAAGAGCUCAGAGGAGGAAGGGGCUCCCCGGCUGGUUCUAGCCGGCCUGGCAGUGCCAAGGGGGAGGUGGUCCACGCUGGGCAGCAUCCUCUCCACCAUCGGACACCAAGAAACAAAGUGACACAGGACAAGCUCGCAGGAGGGAUCUACUCAGAUUUGCCACAGAGCACAGAGGUGUUGAAGUCGGGAGUCAGGAAGCUGGGAACAUCUGCCCUGUCUGAGGACACCCAGCUAUCCAAGGAGACUGAUCCAGCACCUGGUCCCCUCUCUGGGCAGAGUGUCAAUAUUGACCUUCUCCCCGUAGAACUGCGGCUGCAGAUAAUCCAGAGAGAAAGGAGCAGGAAAGAGCUGUUUCGCAAGAAGAACAAGGCGGCCGCGGUCAUCCAGCGGGCCUGGAGAAGCUACCAGCUUAGGAAGCACCUGUCCCACCUUCUGCACAUGAAGCAGCUUGGAACCAGAGAUGUGGACAGAUGGAACCGAGAGUGCCUGGCAUUGCUGCUCCAAGUUUGGAGGAAAGAACUGGAACUAACCCCCCCAAAGACCACUGCAGUAAGCAGGACCACGAAGAGUCCAUCCAAGGGCAGCUCAGGCACAAAGUCCACCAGACACUUAGUACUCAAGCAAAUCUACGGUUGUUCUCAAGAAGGGAAAGUUCCUCAUCCCACAAGAUCUUCCAAAGCCCAUCCUGUGCUGCGUCUCAAUUCAGUGAGCAACUUGCAGUGUAUACACCUCCUUGAGAAUAGUGGAAGAUCAAAGAAUUUUUCUUAUAACCUGCAAUCAGCUACUCAAUCAAAAACCAAAACAAAGCUUCGACCACCUGUGGAGGAAGACCGUGUCCGGGGGAACUGGAAUAGCUAGUGCAGAGUUCUAAUUCUCUGCUGAUUAACUUUUCCAUCUUGAGAAAACUUUAAUAUUCAUGCCUCAAG